This is a messenger RNA of Amphimedon queenslandica, 1199 nucleotides long. RefSeq names its product phosphoserine aminotransferase-like. NCBI's taxonomy places the organism in Eukaryota, Metazoa, Porifera, Demospongiae, Haplosclerida, Niphatidae. The record is from RefSeq and is a predicted model, not a curated record. The transcript is spliced from 8 exons. Gene Ontology annotation, biological process: L-serine biosynthetic process. Gene Ontology annotation, molecular function: O-phospho-L-serine:2-oxoglutarate transaminase activity; pyridoxal phosphate binding. Gene Ontology annotation, cellular component: cytoplasm. The coding region runs from base 20 to 1144 and encodes 374 amino acids.
ACUCAUUGCUCGCAAAAAGAUGGAGAGAAAACCCGAGAGAAAACCUGAAGAUGUUGUCAACUUUGCCGCUGGCCCAGCAAAGCUACCAAGAGAGGUUUUGCUCGAGGCUCAAGUCGCUGCUUUGAACUGGGAAGGAACAGGGAUUGGGGUCAUGGAGCUAAGCCACCGCUCAAAGGAAUUCGACAGAAUACAGAAUGAGUGCAUCGGGACGCUCCGCCGACUAAUCCAGAUACCGGACAAUUACAAGGUCCUCUUGCUGCAGGGAGGAGGGACUGGAGAGUUCGCUGCACUGCCUCUAAACCUCACGCAGUCCUCGGACGAGGUUGCUGACUAUUUUGUAACUGGGACCUGGUCGCAGAAGUCUGCAAAGGAAGCAGAGAAAUAUAUAAAGGUCAACUACGUUCUACCAAAAACAAGCAAAUACAUUGAAGUCCCUCAUGAAUCCAAAUGGCAGUUAACGCCUGAGGCCUCUUAUGUCUAUUACUGUGAUAACGAGACAGUCCAUGGUGUGGAAUUUCCAAGCAUCCCUAACGUAGGCGAGGGCAAAACACUGGUAUGUGACAUGUCUUCUAAUUUCCUCACAAGACCGAUUGAUGUAUCAAAGUAUGGUGUCAUUUUUGCUGGAGCUCAAAAGAAUGUUGGCUGCUCUGGAGUUACUAUUGUUAUCAUUCGUGAAGAUCUAAUUGGAAAGACAAGGAAGAAUUGUCCUAUCAUCCUAGACUAUACAGUUCAAGCAGGGAUUAAUUCAUUAUACAACACGCCAUGUACUUGGGCAGUCUAUAUACUAGGGCAGGUACUGAAGUGGGUUGAGAAGCAAGGAGGUGUGACAGCAAUGCAAGCAAACUCGGCCACUAAAUCAACGAUGGUCUUUGACGUGAUUGCCAGUAGCAACGGAUUCUAUUAUCUUCCUGUUGCCGAGAAUUCUCGCUCUCGUGUUAAUGUGCCGUUUCGAGUCGGAUCCGAAGAGAAUAGGGAGAAACUAGAGGCGGAGUUCUUAGAAGAGGCGUCAAGUCGUGGGUUGUUACAGCUGAAAGGUCACAGAUCAGUUGGAGGAAUCCGGGCAUCACUCUACAAUGCUUUGAUGCCUAAUGACGUUGAGAAGCUAACAACUUUCAUGAAAGAGUUCAUGGAGAAGAAGAAAUAGAACUAAAUUUAAAAAAUAAUGUUAGAAAACUUAAUAAUUAUGCUAAUUGGCUUUG